AUGUCGUCCGACCUCCCGCGAGACAGCGACCUUGCGACCAACGGCGACUCGAACGGGACCUUGCAAGAUGUACCCACCGUCGCGCCCGCAACUACCGCAGCGCCCGUGUCCAAACAUGUGGAGAAUGUCAUGUACUCAGACAUUGGAAUAAACACCUUGUUGAAUCGUCUCAAGCAGAGUAUUGCAUCUUCGCGCGACUUUUCCGACUUCUUGAAAAAGCGUGGAGCAGUAGAAGAAGACCAUGCCAAAGGAUUGCGCCGCCUGGUCAAACAGACGACCGACAACAUCCACUCCAAGGAGUCGAGACAAGGCUCUUAUGUCACCCGUCUGGAUGAGGCUAUGCGCCUCCACGACCGAAUCGCCGACAACGGCAUGCAAUUCUCCCUGGCUCUGCACCAAAUGCACGAAGAUCUGAAUGAACUCUCGCUUAACAUGGAAAAGGGCAGGAAACACUGGAAGCACGAAGGCUUGAAUGCUGAGAAGCGUGCUACCGAUGCCGAGACCGCCAUGGAAAAGGCAAAGUCCAAGUACGACGGUCUGGCAGAGGACUACGACCGUGCCCGUACCGGCGAUGCCAAAGGAACCAGACGCAUCGGUCUCAAGGGUAUGAAGAGUGCUCCUCAGCACGAGGAGGAUCUUCUCCGUAAAUUGCAAGUCGCAGACUCGGACUACCAGGCCAAGGUUCAGGCAGCAAAGUCGCAGCGAGAAGACCUCAUUAGAACCUCUCGUCCUCAAGCCGUCAAAGCUUUGCAAGAGCUGAUCAACGAGUGCGACUCGGGACUCGCUCUGCAGCUCCAGAAGUUUGCUUCUUUCAACGAGAAGCUUCUCCUGGGCAACGGUAUCGCUUUGAGCCCACUGCCUCCCAGCGACCCCUCGGCUCCCACCCAACACAGUCUGCGUGAUAUUGUGCUCGAAAUUGACAACAAGGCCGACUUUGACAACUAUCUGACUGGUCAUGUCUCGAAGAUUCCUGUCAGGACUUCUGACAUCAAGUACGAGCAACACCCGACACUCAAGCCAAAGCAGCAGACUCCCACUCCAGCCAGUCGCCAACCCUCUUCGACGCUGCCGGGCCCAGCGCUUCCUGAAACACCCUUAUCAAAUGUGACGACACAGCAAACCACUUAUGCCACUUCGCCUGGACCAGCUCCCCCACCAACAGUACCUUCCCCAACUCAGCCUCUCUACGGCCCUGGCAACCCACCAUACCCCACAGAUCCACCUCAGUCAUACAACAGCGCACCUUAUCCUACCACUUCGGGCGCACCUCGUGGCUUCUCCACCUCGACCCAAGGCACUGGCGCACCUUAUUCACCUGCUACCCCAGGCAGCAUGGGAGCACAGCAGAGCUUCUCAUCGCAGCCUCGCGCUGUAUCACCUGGUCCCGUCGCGACUGCUCUGCCUCCGCCCCUCAAACCCGUCUUUGGUGUCAGCCUAGACGAACUAUACAACCGAGAUCAGACCGCUGUUCCUAUGAUCGUCUACCAAUGCAUGCAAGCUGUCGAUCUCUUCGGUCUUGAUGUUGAGGGCAUCUAUCGUCUCAGUGGUACCGCCAGCCAUGUCCAACAGAUAAAGGCUCUCUUCGACCAUGACUCGCAAGUUGUCGACUUCCGCAAUCCGGCAUCCUUCUACCACGAUGUCAACAGUGUAGCUGGCCUCCUCAAACAAUUCUUCCGCGAGCUUCCCGACCCUCUCCUAACGCGCCGCUCGUACAACAACUUCAUAGACGCCGCUCGCAUCGAAGACGCCACCACACGUCGCGACGCUGUUCACUCGGUCAUCAACGAACUUCCUGAUCCCAACUAUGCCACUCUCCGAGCUGUGGUUCUGCAUCUCAACCGCGUGCAAGAGCAUUACGCCAAGAACCGGAUGUCCACUUCGAACCUGGCCAUCUGUUUCGCUCCCUCGUUGAUGGGCUCGCAUACUGGUCCACAGAUUGCGGACGCAAGUUUGCAGGCGAGGGUCUUGGAUACUAUUCUAACGAAUACGUACCAAAUUUUCGAUGAGGACUGA
Molecule: messenger RNA, 2013 nt
Organism: Aureobasidium namibiae CBS 147.97
Lineage: Eukaryota; Fungi; Ascomycota; Dothideomycetes; Dothideales; Saccotheciaceae
Product: putative Rho GTPase activator
Exons: 4
Coding region: 1-2013 (670 amino acids)
Biological process (GO): regulation of GTPase activity; signal transduction
Cellular component (GO): cytoplasm
Source: RefSeq, a predicted model, not a curated record